Messenger RNA from Harmonia axyridis, 983 nucleotides. RefSeq lists its product as uncharacterized. The record is from RefSeq and is a predicted model, not a curated record. The coding region runs from base 110 to 853 and encodes 247 amino acids. Lineage: Eukaryota; Metazoa; Arthropoda; Insecta; Coleoptera; Coccinellidae. The transcript has 4 exons.
UGGACGCCUAUUUGUUACGCCAUAUAUUUACUCACAGUGCAUCGAUACUUACAGAAAAGAAGAUAUAUUUUCACGUACCUAUAUGAUUUUCUGAAAUACCGAAUUUACGAUGAGAGUUUUUAUCAUUUUUUGUGUUUAUUUCUAUGCCACAGUUCAUGGUCAGGUGGAUUUGUCGAAUUUAGGUGAAAUCAUCGAACAGAAUGUCAGGAGGAAUUUAGCACAUUUAGAUGAUCUUAGUAGCCAAAUACAUCAUCAAAUGUUUCCGUUCAAUAAUUUAGGACCAAGAAUUCAACAAGACGUAGAGUCCAGAUUGGGAGAUAUCGAUAAUCUUGGUUCUAGAAUAAAUGAAGAAGUUGAACAGAGUUUGCUACCUCUCAAGGCAAUGGCUCUGAGACUGGAAAUGAUAAAUGGUGUAGGUGGGAAAACGGUAGCCGCUUUUCCCAACGGAAAAGUGUUGAUUUCUGAAAAUGGUAAUCUCUACCAAUGCAGUGGUUCUGUUAAUAAUCAAGGAGACUGCGCAGGGUCUAAGUCGCCUUUAGACUUCAAUAAGCAAGAAAGCUAUUGUUAUGUAAGCCCUAACGUCAGAGUGAACAACUAUUUAUGUUUUAGCAGUAACAGCCAAGGGGUAUCAGCUAAUGUGAUAAACGGGAAAGUAUCAUGUUCGACUGUGGACAACAAACCUUACCUCCUCAUAUCGGAAGAAGAUUAUCAAAAGAUGUGUAACAAUGUUGGAGGUCGUCCUACUUAUACUUACUAUGCUGAUGUGAAUAAUCCAAAUGCUGUGAGAAUUCCAAAUGACAACCCAUAUGUGAAAUGUAGUGGAAAUACACCUAAUGUCUGUAUUUUUAAUUGAUAUAUUUGGAAGAAGAAUCAUUAUUAGCUACUAAAUAUCUUGCCAUUAUUGAAACAAUAUAUCAAAAAAUGAUCAAUUUGUUACACAUAUGGAAAACAAUUCUACUGACUAAUAAAAAAAUAUAUUUUAA